AUCAUCCUUCAGCAAACCUACUGAACAGUUACUCACGGUCAAGAUGUUCCUAGAUGAACGGAUUGUGACCCUCUUCAAGCGGAAUGCCCAUCACACCUUGACCUACUGGAGUGUCUUUUUCAGCUUUGGACUCUGCAUUGCUUUUUUGGGGCCUACCAUCUUGGAUUUGCAAUGUCAGACCAACUCAAAGCUGAGUGAGAUUACCUGGGUGUUCUUUGCACAGCAGUUCUGCCUGUUGAUUGGCAGCUCCAUUGGUGGUGUUUUCAAACGCACGUUGUUCAGCGCCCUCUCCGCCUUGUUCGUCUCUGCUGUCGUCAUCUCGAUAAUAUUUGCCAUCAUUCCUCUGUGCAAUAAUGUUCUCCUGCUGGCCAUCGCCAUGGCUGUGUCUGGUCUGGCCAUGGGCAUCAUUGACACCAUUGCCAACAUUCAGCUGGUGACGAUAUACCAGAGGGACUCGGCUGUGUUUCUGCAGAUUCUUCAUUUCUUCAUUGGGUUUGGAGCCCUGGUGAGCCCGCUGAUUGCAGACCCUUUCCUCUCAGAGACAGGCUGUGGGAAUCACACAGGAAACCACACGGAGAGCAUUCAUCAUUUCAGGAGCAUGCUGAGAAACAGUCCGGUUGCGGUGCACGACAUAAAUCAGAGUGACUUCCUCCACGGGGAGGGGGCGGAGGAGUCAAGUGUGCACUACGCUUUCUGGAUCAUGGCACUUAUUAAUCUGCCAGUGCCCAUUGCAGUCCUGUUUCUUAUGUAUCGGGAGCAGCUCAUCCCUUUCUGUCACAGCGGGACUCCUCGCCUUCUGGAUAAAGAUGAAUUAGCAAUGGAGAACCAGCAGGGGGCCGAGGGCCCAGACGCGCAGGAACAGGAGCAUGAAGCUGGAGGUCAUGGCGAUAUCUUUAGCUGCUGUCAGAAUGAUAACCUGCGUGGCCUUCCGGUUUCCUUCUUUAUGAUUCAUAUCCUGGGUGGAAUGGUGCUCUUUAUGACUGAUGGUAUUGUGGGUGUCUACGCCGGCUUUGUGUACACCUACGGUGUGACGGAGCCACUGUCGCUGCCUCAUAAGACUGCAGGAUACCUGGCCAGUAUCUUCUGGGCAGCCAUCACCGCCGGCCGCCUGGUGUCCGUCCCUCUCUCCUAUCGUUUUCAGCCUGUCAAACUGCUCUUGUUUAACCUGGCUGGUGCUAUUGUUACUGUGUUGAUGCUGCUAAUUUUCUACACAAGCAAAAUCUUCCUGUUUGUUGGUACCUGUUUGUGCGGCCUGUUCCUCAGCAGCAUAUUCCCCUCCAUGCUCGCCUACACUGAAGACAUCCUUGACUACCAGGGAUGUGCGACGUCAGUCCUGGUGACCAGUGCUGGGAUGGGAGAGAUGGUAAUGCAGGUUCUGGUUGGCUCAAUAAUUCAAACUGCAGGCAGCUACAGCUUCCCGUUGUGCGGAAUGAUAAUUGCCUGCUUGGGAUUUAUCCUUUUCAUUGGUCUCCUUCUUUUCCAUCGCAUGCACAGAAACUACCUCACAGGAACAUCCAAAAAGUCCGCCAUGGUUGAGGAAGCAGCGCCGGAGUCAAGUGGAUCUGCCAAGACGGAACAGAAAGAGGAGAAAGAGAAUAGCUAAAAGAGGCAGCAGCUGUGCUUUGUACUUUUACAACGGGACAUUAAAAAAAAUAUAUUGCAGUCAUUUGUCACAAAGGCUUUAAAAUUUUUUACCCAAGCCUGCAAUGUGCUGAUGUGGGUUUUAUGGUGUUGAAAAAUCAAAAAUAAGUUAUUUGACCAGAGUGGUGUUUUUGUUUUUGUUUCAAAUUCUCCCCUAAAUCACAAUCACAAGCAUUUUGUGAUAUGUUAGAACAUACACCCUUAUGUAUUUUUAUGUUGUUGUGUGUAUGUUUCCUUUUUUUUUCCUUUUUUUUUGUUCAUGGAAAAUGAAAAACAUACUUGUUUGUUGUGUCAUUAAAAGAGUUUGAGUUGUAUGAGAA
Messenger RNA from Cynoglossus semilaevis (tongue sole), 1961 nucleotides. RefSeq names its product major facilitator superfamily domain containing 4Ab (gene slc60a1b). The record is from RefSeq and is a predicted model, not a curated record. NCBI's taxonomy places the organism in Eukaryota, Metazoa, Chordata, Actinopteri, Pleuronectiformes, Cynoglossidae. Gene Ontology annotation, molecular function: D-glucose transmembrane transporter activity. The coding region runs from base 44 to 1603 and encodes 519 amino acids. Gene Ontology annotation, biological process: transmembrane transport. The transcript is spliced from 10 exons.